CGCCAACCGCCUGGGCGUGCGCAGGCGUGGGGAGCAGCUGGUCCGCGCGUCGCUACGUUGUGAGGGAGAAGUGGCUGUUGAGCGGAGGCUUUGCCGGAAUCUCCGCAGCCCGUCGGCGGCCAGAGCUCCCCGAAACGCCGGUGCCCCACAGGGAGAAGUGUGUCCCUGGGAAGGAGACUCCGCUGCCCGGCGCUCGCUGCGGGGCCGCGCACAGGCCGGCGUUUUGCCUUCUCCACCAUCUGGUCCAAAACCCACGUUUCCAACACUAGUUACAGGGCUGCAUACUGAGUUUGUGAAUUGUGGAGGAGCAGCAAGCCUGGAGAUUAGAAAAGGAAGAUCCAAAGAACGAUUUUGUCUGCAGCACAGAAUGUCUUUACCUAGCCAAUACACAAAUUUAGUCUCCUUUAAACAUCCCUGUGGCGGAGGUACACUCAAUUUAAGUGUAUGAUUAUCAUAAGAACCACCCAAUAACUACAAUCUGUGCCCACCAGUGAAUCCCAGCCAGCUUCUAGUGUGGUGCAGUGAACUGUGUGUGGUUCCUUCUACUCGGGGACCAUGCAGAGAGCUUCACGUCUAAAGAGAGAGCUGAACUUGUUAGCCACAGAGCCACCCCCAGGCAUCACUUGCUGGCAAGAUAAGGACAAAAUGGAUGAUCUGCGAGCUCCCAAGAUUUGGGCAUCAGCUCUGAAGCAGUGUUUAGACCAAAGAUCACCAUCUCAAAUAUCUGUGAGGCCAGACAGGAAACAUAAUCAGAAUACUGCAGUACAGACAAAACAAAUCUGCAGCUUAUAUUUGAUCUGUGAAAUAUUAGGUGCGGCUGACACACCUUAUGAAAAAGGUGUUUUCACGCUGGAAGUUAGCAUUCCCGAGAGGUACCCCUUUGAACCUCCUCAGAUCCGAUUUCUGACUCCAAUCUAUCAUCCAAACAUCGAUUCUGCUGGAAGGAUUUGUUUAGAUGUUCUCAAAUUGCCACCAAAAGGCGCCUGGAGACCAUCCCUCAACAUUGCAACUGUACUGACUUCUAUUCAGCUGCUCAUGUCCGAACCCAACCCCGAUGAUCCCCUCAUGGCUGACAUAUCCUCCGAAUUUAAAUAUAAUAAGCCAGUCUUCCUCAAGAAUGCCAGGCAGUGGACAGAGAAGCAUGCAAAACAGAAACAGAAGGCUGAUGAGGAAGAGAUGCCUGAUGAUCUGCCAGAGGCUGGUGACUCAGAAGUAAGCAACACGACACAGAAAAGGAAAGCCAGGCAGCUGGGAGGCAUAGAAAAGAAAUUUCACUCUGAUGCUUAGGCGUUUGUCCUGGUUGUAGUUAAUAUAUUUUUUCUUAGGAUGUUCUAAUUUGCCUACCUCUCUUGGAUGUUUUUCUUUGUAUUUGAUGACAUUAUCAUCUUUCGUGUCCUAUAAGACAGACCUUGUGUAUUUACGUAUUCUGCUCUACACUGAUUCUCUGAGGCUAGUUUGUUUUAUUUAGCUUGUACAUACGUAGUUUGAAACCUUUUAAACCUGAAAAAUAAAUAACCACUUAAUGUUGAGUAUGUGUUUAUUCUGAAUGUGUGUCUGGGAGCAAACUGUCCAGAAAGCUAUAUAAUAAGAAUGUUAAAAUAUUUGGAAUUGUUGUCUCUUAUUUUGCCAACUUACCAACAUCACUAGGGACGCUGAAUGUUUGACGUAGAUGUAAAAUCACUGUUGGAAACGAUUCAGUUACCACCAGGCUUUCAAGGACUCUAGGUUUUCAGGAGUCUUAACAGAAUGUGGGAAUAAGGUAAUGGACCCUUUUGUUAAUUUUUUUGCAGUUUUUACUUUUUGCGAUUUACAUAGCUGGUCAGAAUUACCACGGUAAUAAAUACUUAUU
Molecule: messenger RNA, 1849 nt
Organism: Zalophus californianus (California sea lion)
Lineage: Eukaryota; Metazoa; Chordata; Mammalia; Carnivora; Otariidae
Gene: UBE2T
Product: ubiquitin conjugating enzyme E2 T
Exons: 10
Coding region: 556-1287 (243 amino acids)
Biological process (GO): DNA damage response; protein polyubiquitination
Cellular component (GO): nucleus
Molecular function (GO): ubiquitin conjugating enzyme activity
Source: RefSeq, a predicted model, not a curated record